Messenger RNA from Aspergillus tanneri, 630 nucleotides. RefSeq lists its product as uncharacterized. Bases 1 to 630 code for a protein of 209 amino acids. The transcript is spliced from 2 exons. The record is from RefSeq and is a predicted model, not a curated record. Lineage: Eukaryota; Fungi; Ascomycota; Eurotiomycetes; Eurotiales; Aspergillaceae.
AUGAAUCGCCAGACUUCCUACAACGGACCUCUAGUAAUGUCUUUAUCUCUUGUCCCAAAGCCACAAUAUGGCACGGCCCCGUUUCCUCGCUCUUCCCUGCCCUCCAGUUUCUCUUCUUCAAUUCCCUCCGGUCCCAUGAACCAUCCCCUGCCCCCUAAACCUCCAACCCCCAGGUAUUUUUUUCAUGAAUACACUCCACGCGCCGGUAAUGUUGGAACCACUCCGCCGGUUCGUGACGUUGGUGAAAGUCAUUUAGCGGAUAACAGUUUUAAAUUAACUUUCUCGGAUUAUGAAGCAUCGGCGUCUAAAAUUAGGACGCUUGAUAGCCUGAAGACCGAGGACGUUAGCCUACCAUCCGGCGAAGAUACUUCCCAAGAGUAUGAAAGUGACUGCAACGAGACGAGCAGCGUUAAUAUCGAUAUUGACGAUCUGCCCCAUCCAGAUACCUUGUUCUCUUGGGCGCAGAGUCACGAUACGUGGAGUUGUAAAUCGUCGGCGCCCACGGGUAGCCUGGAUGAUGGGAUAGGUCGCACCAACCAAGUCACCUCUGAAACUCCCAGGACUGGUCCAUCCUCCCGCGAAAGCCCCGGUCACGCCAACGAUAGUUACAAGGAUGACGAUAACCAAUAG